This is a messenger RNA of Angiostrongylus costaricensis, 489 nucleotides long. Lineage: Eukaryota; Metazoa; Nematoda; Chromadorea; Rhabditida; Metastrongylidae. The record is from the annotation of a GenBank genome assembly.
AUGCGCUACAGAGAAAAAGAACGUACAAGAGAGACGCAACAUUUUGGCAAAGACUUUAUAUUCAAAGGAAGUGAAUGGUCAAUAAGUCACAUAGUGCUUGCGCUGUAUCAGGGAAACUGGGCCUAUGGAGGCUAUGGAGUUCUCAAUUACGGCAUGGAAGAUAUUAAGAUCAAGGACUUCAAAAGGACAGUACCACGUGCCGUUCUCACCGGUCUAUUCGGCAGUGCAUUUGUCUACGUGCUGACCAAUGUUGCGUAUUUCACUGUGCUCACUCCUCAAGAGAUGCUGGAGUCUUCUGCUGUCGCAACGACUGUACUCGCUAUGGCGUUCUGUCUAAUUGGUGAUGUCUACGUGUUGGUAAGCUAUUUAACGAUAACGGCUGUGGCCGCUACAAUGUUUUCGGUUGGUGCGCUUGUAUUCAUAAAAUGGAAGAAGAUUCCGGUUAGCGCAAACGCUGUUAAGGUAAACUUCUUCCACACAACAUUUUAA